Molecule: messenger RNA, 1542 nt
Organism: Truncatella angustata
Lineage: Eukaryota; Fungi; Ascomycota; Sordariomycetes; Amphisphaeriales; Sporocadaceae
Exons: 11
Coding region: 1-1542 (513 amino acids)
Biological process (GO): secondary metabolite biosynthetic process
Molecular function (GO): oxidoreductase activity, acting on CH-OH group of donors; flavin adenine dinucleotide binding
Source: RefSeq, a predicted model, not a curated record
AUGUUUGAAGACGUCACCAUCACGGACUUCAACACACUUGGCGACCACUUUGGCUACCCAUCAUUUGCGAAUGCGACUUACGACUAUGUUGUGGUUGGCGGGGGGACCGUUGGCCUAACGGUCGCCGCGAGAUUGGCUGAGGCUGGGGAGAUGGACAACGGAAAUCUUUCCACCAUGCCCGGCACUGCCGCGUAUUUUGUGGGCACUGACCCCGGCGAGAGAAAUCCAUUGAUCGAUUGGGAUUAUCGGACUGAGAGACUCGGCGGACGACGAAUCUUGUAUAACUCCGGAAAGACAUUUAGCGGCGGCAGCGCACGUAAUUAUAUGAUCUACGACAGGGGGACCACAGGAUCGUAUGCUAAGUGGGCAGAUGACGUAGGCGAUAAAAGCUAUGAAUUGCCCAACUUUCUACCUUACUUCAAGACGAGCGUACGCUUUGACGGUGCAAACAACGACCUCCGCGCAAGCAAUUCCUCCAUCAAUGCUUCCGCUUCUACGUUCGGCACUGCCGAUCCGGGUUCAUGGGCAAAAUUAGCCCUAGCCGAGCUUAGGUUACAUGAGCUGCAAGAAUUCGUAAGCGGGAAUCUGCUCGGGUAUCAGUACGCUUCGCAAACCAUUGAUGGUGCCUCGCAGACACGAAGCUCGGCCGAGACAGCAAACCUGCGAUCAGCUAUUCGGGACAAUUCGCAGCUGCAACUGUAUAAAGCAACACUCGCCAAACGUAUCCUCUUCGAUGACAACAAGGCCGCAAGAGGUGUUCUGGUCGAUAGGGUGGAGGUUAUCAUCUCUGCAGGCGCUCAUCGUUCUCCUCAGUUGCUGAUGGUCUCGGGGGUUGGACCACGAGAACUUCUAAGAGCCUUGGAAGCAGACCAACCGUUUUUCGGACCAUCCUAUCCCGUAUCCCUUCGUACGCACUCAGCUCUGUCAAAUCCAGCUUUUAUGGCCGAGCAAUUCAUAAAUUAUCGGGAGAGCCGCACAGGUUAUCUGACCAAUCCGGGCUCCGACUUCCUUGCUUUCGAGCACGCCUUCUACGGCAUGGGCCGCGAUACGCUGGUAGACCACGCCUUCACGCCAAUUGACGGCCGCCACUACGUAUCAGUCUUGCCCACGAUCGUGGCUACCUUCAGCCGCGGCAACGUAUCAAUCAAUAGCACGGACACGGCGGUAAACCCGAUCAUCCACCCUAAUUUGCUCUCAGAUCCGCGCGACCGUGAGAUUGCCGUCGCGGCGUUCAAGCGCGCGCGCCAGAUCGCCAACACCGCGGCCCUAGCACCCGUCAGGGACGGCGACGAGGUCUAUCCCGGUCCGGCGGUGCAGACGGACUCCGAGAUCUUGGAGAACAUCAUGGUGAGCACCGCGCCAAUCUGGCACGCCGCCGGGACCUGCAAGAUGGGCCGGGCGACCGACAGCAUGGCCGUGGUGGAUGCCCAGGCACGGGUCUACGGUACCACGGGUUUGAGGGUUGUUGAUGCAUCGGUAUUUCCAUUAUUGGUGCCGUAUGCGCUUGCAGAGAAGAUUGCGGCUGCGACCUUGAGAGGAUGA